This is a messenger RNA of Cataglyphis hispanica, 3886 nucleotides long. It is a transcript of the gene conu, whose product is annotated as rho GTPase-activating protein conundrum. Bases 704 to 2644 code for a protein of 646 amino acids. The record is from RefSeq and is a predicted model, not a curated record. Gene Ontology annotation, cellular component: cytoplasm. Gene Ontology annotation, molecular function: GTPase activator activity. Gene Ontology annotation, biological process: regulation of actin filament polymerization; signal transduction; regulation of small GTPase mediated signal transduction. The transcript is spliced from 10 exons. NCBI's taxonomy places the organism in Eukaryota, Metazoa, Arthropoda, Insecta, Hymenoptera, Formicidae.
AUGGCGUCAACCCUGAAAUUGCCGCGGCGCAGGUGUCACUCGGGACUGAGCAAAAAUGGCGUACACACAACUCAUGUGUAUAUAUGUAUAUAUGAUGCGUAUAUGUGUGAGUGCGUAGCAGGUUGCGGAUAAACGCGUUCGUACAACUUUUUUGUUGCCAUGUGUUUGUGCGCGCUAGGAGAAACAUGCAGCAACCGAUUAGAGGCGCGUGAGCGUGUCUCGUGAACAAGAGUGCACGAUCGCGUCGCGUAUUCCCGCCCCCGCCGCGUGAUGCGUGGUCGCGCGUGGAAUACAUUAAGGACUUCUGGGAAGCGGCUAGCCUCGAAAAAUUGCAUUCGAGUCUCGCGUCUCGCGUGAACGGGCGAGCGGAUCUCUUCGCUGUGGAUUAAAAGAGCGUGUGUCAUUCGCGCAGCAGCGGUUCGUCCUCUCUCUCUCUCUCUCUCCGUCCUCUAUCUCUUUCUCUCGUACCGUUUAAAUCACACUCUGCUAUAUCUCGGAAUACAAGAUGAGCCUGCACACGUCAUUGAGUGCUCCCUGCAAAGAAAUUCCGCUCGCGACGCGCGUAUCCCAUUCAUGAAAAAGGCGUUACAGUGUCAGCAGUGUGAUGUAUCAAAAUAGGAACACAUUGUCAGAAAUUGUUAUAUGUUCCUAAAGAUUCUUUAGAGUUGGUGAAUAAUAUAAAAAGAGAAAGAACAACGGAAACAUGGAUAGAGGACAUGGUGCCACCUACGCAGGAGGUGAUAAUCACCUACUCGAAUACUGGGAGGAAUAUCAGAAAAUGAUAGAGGAGACAAAAAUGUUGGAUGAUUAUUUAGAGGAAGAAUGCAGUCCUCGUAGUUAUGAUGAAGGGGAAGAAGAAGCUGAAUGGUUACGCGCAGCAGGUUUAGGACAGUUGACAGAGGCGUGGAAAGCAGGCAGAGAAGUACAACCAGAGGAAUUAGGCGCAGUUUUACGACCUCUAUCACGAGCUCAGGCAGAAGCUGUAAAACGUCGCGUGAGAUCGCUUAAUCAUACGGUUAAGCAACGAUUCAAUCAGCGCCAGCGUGUUCGUAAACCGGACAUUAGAGAUGUCUUUAAAGAUGUAGAGGUAUCCAGUACCGGUACACGAUCACGUAGCGCUACUCCUGAUUCGUUGGAUUCUAUUCCAGGCGCUACACCAGAAAAUGCAUCACCUCCUUCACCUCCGACAGUUAAUGUCAUUGAAAAUGCACAUCAAAACGCUAGUGUUCCGAGUUUUGUAUCCAUAUUCCAUCGAACGUCAAAUGAGGGAAAAGCAAUGGUUCGUAGAACACCAAGUGCUCCACAAACAGUUCUCAACUCUGUACAAGUGUCUACUCCAACUCCUGCUGCACCUGUACAAGAGAUAUUCCGGCGGACCGGCAAUUGGUCGCGAGGGGAUGUCGCAAAUGAUUCUGAAGGGAUUCAGCUGACUGGCUAUCAUAGAUUAGGAACAAUACACAUUACCAGACCAGUUCACAGACAUAAUAAUGAUGAUCUCAGCGAUGUAGAACAUGCAAAUGCAAUACACAUAGAUACUGAAUCGGUUAGAAAAUUGGCCGCACCAAAGGAAUCGACUCUUCGACGAAGUGCGGGAAGUCAUGCAACAGUAACUCGAAGUCACAGCAGUUUAUAUGGCUUGACUAGACCGGCGAAUGAAAACCUAAUAGCUCGUCCAUUAAGUCGCACAUCGUCGCACGGUCAUCUUAGUUUCGAAGAAAUGUGCAGAACCAAUGAAGCCAAAUCUCAAUGGUCUUCCGACAAUCUUGUAACUGAUGACGAUUAUGCUCGGCAAGAUGUAGAAUUAUUAUCGCAACGAGAUCUUACAAGGUUGCAACCCCUUUUGUGGCUUGAGCUCACGGCAAUUUUCGAUAAAUAUAAUAUACCACUCACGAGACGAAAACCCAAUAAACGGCGGAGAAAAACUGGAAAUUUGUUUGGCGUUUCGUUAUCGACACUAUUGCUCAGGGAUAGUCAAUUAACAAGUGAAGAAAAUAACAUACCAUUAGUGUUUCAAAAGAUUCUUAAUGAAUUGACAAAACGUGGAGUAAAAGAAGAAGGUAUUCUUCGUGUCGGAGGCCACAAGCAGAAAGUGGAGAUUAUUUGUACAGAGCUAGAAACAGAUUUUUAUUGUAAGCCAAAAGAUAUGGACAAAUUGUUUAAAUGUACUCCAUGUCAUGAUUUAUCAGCUGUUUUGAAAAAAUUAUUACGCGACUUGCCGCAACCUCUUCUCACUGUGGAAUUGAUUGAUGCUUUCUAUCAAAGUCAUGGUGUGAAAAAUCCCAAUGACUUGGUAUACUCUCUUAAUCUGCUGGUGCUAUUGCUACCUGUCGAACAUCGAAGUACUUUAGAGGCAUUAUUGAAUUUUUUGAAACUGAUCAUUGAAAAUCAGGCGUCAAAUAAAAUGUCAAUACACAAUGUGGCGAUGAUAGUGGCACCAUCGCUAUUUCCACCCCGUUAUAUUCAUCCUCGGGACCACACCGAUCUGACUGCUCAAGUAAACAUGGCUGCCAUAUGCUGUCAGGUAACGGAAGCUCUACUUAAUAAUGUCGACAAGUUAUGGUAUGUACCAACGGAUCUUAUAAAUCAGUUACGGAGGCAGUCCGAGGUGGAGAGAUAUCGUAAGUACAAAAAGAAAUACUACUGAUUAAGAUCAGUUAAUUUAAAGUUAUUAAGGCAUACAAGCAACCUCAAACUUCGUUAUACUUCCAUAUUAAGUUAUAUAAUAUAUUAACAAAUCAAUUUUUGUAAGAAUUACUUAAAAUGAUUCUUGAAGGCAUUGAUAUAGCAUAUAAUAUUCUAUCUAUAUAAUGAUGGUGCCUGUCUGCAUAUUGCAAAAUCUUGCAGCAUUUUGUCUUUACUUUGUUAAGUAUAAGAUAUUUAGGUUCAUUAAUGUUUUUAAUGAUUUUUUUAUAAUGCUCGUUAGUUAAUUAUGAUAUAUUUCAUCUCAUCUUUGAUGAUAAUAAUUGCUAUCAUGUAUUACAUUGUUUAUUAGAAUUUGUACAUUUGUAUGUGCAAAUAAUUUAUGUUUCGAGGUGCAAUAAUAUAUUUAAUAAGAGAUUUCUUCAUUCCUUUGUUUGUAAAUUAAAAAAAAGUCACGAAACAAAUUUCUAUAUAAUGCAAGCUGAGAAAUUUUAUUUCUGGCAAGAUUUUAUAUUACGACAAAUUAUUAAACUUGCAUAUUAUAAUUGCUAUUUAAAAUAUCAACUCAUAUCUAGCAACUCGGAUAUAUUUAUAUUCUUGUGUGCUAUAAUUAUCUAAAUUUUUCUAUUAAUAUUUAUUUACGAUUGAUUAAUAGUAUACAGCAAGGUAAGAUAUGCGAUAGUUCAUAUAUUAUGUAUAUUUUUGUGUAAUAUAAUACAGGAAAUUGCAUUUCUCAGAUAUUAUAUCAUCGUUUUUUAAUUUAUUAUAUUGUUAAUUAUGAUCUAUGGAACCUCAUUAGAAUGAUUAUAAUUUUGUUGAUUGUUAGUUUUUCAUUCAAACGAUAUUUCUUUUAUUCAAUGCAGAAGUUUAAAAUCUAUGCAAAAGUAUAACAGAAUCAACUAUCUGGUAAUGUCUCAAUUUAUCAUUAUUAAAUUUAUUUAUUAUAUUCUCGUUGAAGAUGUCGAAUGGUAUUUAUUAUUCUGAUUUCAUACCACUGUGUCUUACUCAAUGAUGUCGAUAAUGUGUGCCUAUAAAUCUUAUGCCCGUUUGGGAAAGACGAAAAUCCAUUAUAUAUAAGGCGACGUUCAUGUGAGAUUUCUAAUGGUGUGUUUAUUAUUGUGACAUAUCGUUUUCACAAGAAUAAUUAUAUUUACCAUUCAAUAUGCCAUAUUAUCAUAAGACUCUGUAUAUAUUAUUUCGUAAAUUGUUAUAUAUUUGCAUUAAUAAAGUGCCAAAGAAAACAAAA